AUGGCCCGUGCGACGCGUUUCUUGCGGAUGCGGGCAAAGCCGGCAGCGCAGAAGCUGCAGUCUAUCCUCGCGAUCGGGCUGCGACAGGAGUACCCGCCUGUGUGGACUGUCCCCCUCCCACCACCGCUCCCUCGGAACGAGGGCAAGCCGACGCUCGUGCUCGACAUUGACGAGACGCUGCUGCACACGUACGGCAUGCAGGCGGCGUCGGCCGACACGGUCGGCUUCGCGCUGUUCCUGCGGCCCCACCUGCGCGAGUUCCUGCUGGAGGUGAUGGAGCUGUACGAAAUUGUCUUCUGGACCGCCGGGACGGCGUCGUAUUGCUCGGCAAUGCUGGACGCGCUGGAGGUGCAGGUGCUGCAGCUGCCGUCUUCCUUCUACAACGUGGAGGAGAUGCGCCGCGACGCGCGUGGGGCGCCAUCAUCGGCGCACGUAAACUUCUUCGCUCUCUCCCGCACACAAACGCUGGAGGAGCAUAACUACAUGAAGUACCUCCCCAUGCUUGGUCGCCCAAUGCACCGCGUCGUGAUGGUCGACGACAAUGUGCGCAGCUUCCCGCUCCACCCACGCAACGGUAUUAAAGUUGCCCCGUUCCUCCCAAACGACAGCGUACUGCAGGAAUACAGUCAGGCGGUGUCGCUCCUGCAGCAACAAGGCGAGGAAGGCGAUCACUAUAAUCUUAAUCCUAAUGCGCAGCGACGGGAGGAGGGGGGAAAGGAGGUGGACAGCGCCCUGCACGACGCGGUACGUCGCGGCAAGGAGGA
Trypanosoma grayi is the source of this 764-nucleotide messenger RNA. Its product is annotated as putative PTP1-interacting protein, 39 kDa. The annotation marks the transcript as partial. The transcript has a single exon. Lineage: Eukaryota; Euglenozoa; Kinetoplastea; Trypanosomatida; Trypanosomatidae. Gene Ontology annotation, molecular function: phosphoprotein phosphatase activity. The record is from RefSeq and is a predicted model, not a curated record.